AUGGCGGAGACGGACGCCGACAAGCUCCGGUUCAUCGAGGAGGUGACCGCCGACGUGGACGCCGUGCAGAAGCGCGUGCUGGCGGAGAUCCUCGGCCGUAACGCCGACGCCGAGUACCUCACGACGAGGUGCGGCCUGGGCGGCGCCACCGACCGCGGCACCUUCCGGGCCAAGGUCCCCAUGGUGACAUACGAGGACCUGCAGCCGUACAUCCUGCGCAUCGCCCACGGUGACCGCUCGCCCAUCCUGUCCGGGUCCAGCCACCCCGUCUCCGAGCUCCUCACCAGCUCCGGCACCUCCGGCGGCGAGCGCAAGCUGAUUCCCAUCGUGGAGGACGAGCACGACCGCCACCAUCGAUUGCACAGCCUCGUCGGGGCAGUCGUCAAUCAGUCCGUGCCUGGGCUCGACAAGGGGAGCGGUCUCUACUUCCUUUUUGUCAAGUCAGAGACGACGCCGGGUGGCCUGCCUGCGCGCACCAUCCUCACGCGCAUCUUCACGAGCGACGGCUUCUGGAAGCUCCCCUACAACCCCCAGCGCGGCCUCACGAGCCCAGCGGCGGCCGUCGUCUGCGAGGACACGUUCCAGAGCAUGUACGCGCAGAUGCUGUGCGGCCUGUGCCACCGCCACGCUGUGCUGCGCGUCGGCGCCGCGUUCGCCUCCGGCGUCCUCCGGGCCAUCCGUUUCUUCCAUCGGAACUGGGCGCAGCUCGCCGCGGACAUCGACGCCGGCAUGCUCACCGACCGCGUCACCGACCCCUCGCUGCGUCAGGCGCUCGCCGGCGUCCUCCGACAGCGAGACCCCGAGCUUGCACGGUUCGUCCGUUCCGAGGGCUCCAAAGGCGACGCGGCCGGCAUCAUCGCGCGUCUUUGGCCAAACACCAAGUACGUCCACGCCGUAGCCACGGGCUCCAUGGCGCACUACGUCCCAGCCCUCAAUCACUACAGCGGCGGCCUGCCGAUCGUCUCCACCGCGUACUUCUCCUCGGAGUGCAGCAUCGGCAUCAACCUCCGGCCGAUGUGCGACCCGUCCGAGGUGUCCUACACCGUCAUGCCCAACAUGGCCUACUUCGAGUUCCUGCCCACGGACAACGACGACGCCACGGCGGCGAGCCAGCUCGUGGAGCUCCCCCGCGUGGAGGCCGGGCAUGAGUACGAGCUGGUGGUGACCACGUACUCCGGGCUUUGCCGGUACCGUGUCGGCGACGUCCUCCGCGUGACGGGGUUCCACAACGCGGCGCCGCAGUUCCGGUUCGUGCGCCGCGGGAACGCGCUGCUGUCCGUCGAGUCGGACAAGACGGACGAGGUGGAGCUGCAGCGCGCGGUGGAGCGCGCGUCGGCCGCGCUGCUCCGCCCGCUCGGCGCCGCCGUGGAGGACUACACCGCCCGGACGUGCGCCGAGACCGUGCCGGGGCACUACGUCGUCUACUGGGAGCUGCAGCUGCCGGCCACCGCCGGCGCCAAGGGGCCGUCGUCCGCGGACGUCGUGGUCGACGGCGAGGUGCUGGACGGGUGCUGUCUGGAGAUGGAGGAGGCCCUGAACUCGGUGUACAGGCAGAGCCGGGUGGCGGACCGCUCCGUCGGCCCGCUGGAGAUCCGGGUGGUCCGACCGGGCACCUUCGAGGAGCUCGCGGACCAUGCCGUGGCGCGUGGCGCCUCCGUCGGCCAGUACAAGGUGCCCCGGUGCGUCACCGCGCCGCCGGACAUCGAUCUGCUCGACUCGCGCGUCGUCUCCAACCACUUCAGCCCCGCAUUGCCGCACUGGGUGCCUGGUCAGCAGUUCCAAUAA
Molecule: messenger RNA, 1785 nt
Organism: Miscanthus lutarioriparius
Lineage: Eukaryota; Viridiplantae; Streptophyta; Magnoliopsida; Poales; Poaceae
Source: the annotation of a GenBank genome assembly